GCCCACCAAACAGACCACGCGCGCGCUGCCUCCGCCGACCCGCGGCACCGCACUGACGCGAGCACCCACGAAAGGGUCGGCUCGGGCGCUCGGUUCGGUUCGGCUACACCCACACCCACACCCCGGCCCGCCCCACUCAGAUCCCGAUCCCAAAUUCCGUUCCAUUUCGGCACCACCCCAGCCGCCCGCUUCGCAUCGCUAUGUCUGACUGCCGCAGCCUCAUCGAGUUCCUCCGCGCCUCCGAGCACCGCCGCCGCCGCACCUCCUCCCUCUCUUCGGACCCGGCGUCCCCUUCGUCCCCUCGCCCCCGCCGCGCCUCGCUCUCUUCCUCGCGGUCGCGGGGCGGGCUCUUCACCUCCCUCUGCGACCACUCCCCGCUCGCCGCGGUCGACGCGCUCGUGCUCCUCGCGUCCCUCGCGGCGCUCGCGUUCCUGGCCGCGCCCUACGCGCGGCUGCUGGCGGUCGAGGCGCGGGAGGCGAUGGCCGCACUGCACCCGGCGGCGUCGUGCGUGCCGCUGGCCGCGGGCAUGGCGGCGGGGGCCGCAGUGCUGGCUUGGGACGCGGCGGCCCAUCGCGCGCGCAGGUGCGGCAGGCCGCGGUGCCGCGGCCUGCGCAAGGCCGUCGAGUUCGACAUCCAGCUGGAGACGGAGGGGUGCGUGCACAGGCUGCUGCCGCCAGGCGGAGCUGGGGCCGCAGCGCGGCCGGUGGAGCUCGGGGACGCGCACCGCGAGCUCGAGGCAGAGCUGGGGGACGGGCACCGCGAGCUCGAGGCGGUGCUCAGGAAGAUGGCGCCGCCCAAUGGCCGAACCGUGCUCAUCUUCCGCGCGCCGUGCGGGUGCCCCAAGGGGAGGAUGGAGGUGCGGGGCGCUAAGAAGGUGCGCCGGAUCAAGAAGUAGGGAGACCAACACACCGAAGGCUUCUGCUUCUCCCAUGGCGACAAGACAUGAAUGAACUAUUACUGUUCCUGUUCCAUCUCAAGUGCUUACAGUUUCUACAUACAUAAUAGCAUUACUGUGCUCUGCUCUUGUAGUAAGUAUAAUGAGCGUAAGGAGAGGAAUAAUGGGAGUUAGAUAUAGCCUUCUCCCUUUGCCGGCAAUUGUUCGUUGGGUUUUGCAAUAAGUGGCUAUUGCCUGUUGGGUAUAUAAAUAAGCGCAGCGGAGACAUUUCCUUCUUGGUUACUCUGAACUCGUUUAUGCCAUGUGAAUGACCAGAUCUUAUUAGUUUA
Messenger RNA from Phragmites australis (common reed), 1225 nucleotides. RefSeq lists its product as uncharacterized. The coding region runs from base 201 to 896 and encodes 231 amino acids. Lineage: Eukaryota; Viridiplantae; Streptophyta; Magnoliopsida; Poales; Poaceae. The transcript has a single exon. The record is from RefSeq and is a predicted model, not a curated record.